CAGAGUGCAAACUGUGCGCUAUGCUAGUUCACAUCGUGCCAACUUUUGAUCGAUUCUGAUAAGAUGUGUUGUGAUGGAAUCUGCGAGUGAUAUUUUAAAAACACCGCAUAAACAAGUGGACUUUAGUCGUGCAAGACCUACCUUAAUCAUACCUCCACCAAUAAAAGACCAAUGGACCCAAUACUCAACCAGUUCCACUCCGCAAAACUUUUCAAGAAAACAAUCAAUUUUUUACGAAGGAAUCGAUGGAAUAAGAGAUUUUACAAAGUCGGGGUUAGGGUUUGGUGAAAAGUGUGCUUAUUGGUUAUACAAGAAACUUAAAGUGUGGAGUCAAAAAUGGUUUACGCACAUGUUUUUGACUAUUGUACUUAUAUUUUAUACCAUUGGUGGAGCUUUAAUCUUUGAGGUGAUUGAAGGCCGAGCUGAAUCAACCGUAGAACUAGAUUUAAAAGAUUCUAGAGAUGAACUUCUCCGAGAACUUCGAGUGACGUCUCUUCAAACUCCUAUUGAGAAAUCUCUAGACGAAUGGAUAGGAGAAGCAUCUAGACAUAUACAAAAACGUUAUGAAAGUAGAUUAGAAAAUUACUAUUCGCAUCAUAAGCUCGCCGUUACAAAUGGUAUUGAAAACAAAAUUUGGACGUUUUGGAAUGCCGUCGUUUUCUGCAGUACUGUGUACACUAGCAUAGGUUAUGGACAUAUUUAUCCUGAAACAAAAACUGGAAAGGCUUUGACUAUCGUCUACUCUCUAAUCGGAAUUCCUCUUUUUCUUCUGGCGCUAACCGAUUUUGGAAAACUUUUUACCAGAUGCAUCAAAUUUUUUUGGUCGUUUGUUAGAAGACUUUAUUAUACUGGAAGCUGUCGGAAAGUGCGAAAAACAGCACAUAUGAAGGAAAUUGUUAAGGGAGCACAAAUGAUGUACGAAAUUGCAACAUUUCGUCGUCCUUCUGUAUUGGCCAAUAGUGAACAAACUGACACUCCUUCUCCAACAACACCCGCAAUGUCAAACUUUGAAAUCGAUGACGAAUUUAAUCUUCCUGUUACAUUAGCUAUUUUUAUUCUUAUUGUCUAUAUGUUUGUCGGGGCUCUCAUUUAUUGGUUAUGGGAGGCUUGGAACUUCUUCGAUUCUUUUUACUUUGUUUUUAUAUCGAUGUCUACAGUCGGAUUCGGAGAUAUGGUACCGAACGACGCCGCAUGUAUGAUGGUUUCUAUUGUGUACUUAGUUUUUGGCCUCGCACUGAUGUCAAUGUGUAUCAAUGUUGUUCAAGCAAAAUUAAGUGAUACUUUUCAACAAGCUUCUACCAAAAUUGGUGCCACCAUUGGUCUCUCCGUCGCUGAAGAUGACGGGGCCAUUACUACAGUGGUUCCCGACAACGUUGAAAUGGUGCCGGUGCAUGAUGACUCUAAAAAUCCAACUAAAGAUAAACAAAUGGAAACUUUUAAUGAAUCGACGUCUAUCAAAUCAAUUGGAACUCCAACAUCAGUGAAAACAUCAAAUUCAGUAUCGUCGAAAAAGCAAGUGGGUUUUGCAAAACCAAGACCACAUUUAAUAAUACCCUCUCCUCAAGAAUACAACAGAUAUCCUUCUCAGUACAUUGCGACUGCCCAAACGGCAGGUCUUGCUCCACAUCCCGCAUAUUUUAAGAGACAAUCGGUUUUUAUAUUCGAACAAUUACACGGAAUUAAAGACUUAACCAAGUCAGGAUUAGGUUUCGGCGAAAAAUGCGCUAUUUGGCUUUACACCAAACUAAAACAAUGGAGUAGAAAGUGGUUUACGCAUACUUUUCUAACACUGGUGUUAAUUUUGUAUACGAUUGGUGGCGCUUUUGUUUUUAUGGCGAUUGAAGGUGCGCACGAAAACAAACAAAUUAACGAAAGUAAAGUUCAGGCCAUUGAUGUAAGAGCAUCUAGGCACAAAUUGAUUAUAGAUUUAAGAAAUUUAUCUCUACGAAUGCCUUUGAAUUCUUCAGAUGAAGAAUGGACGAAAGAAGCAAAAGAGCUUUUCGAACGUCACAAAGAAGUGUUGAUCGAAAAUGAACAGAGAAAAAUUAAUAAAGAAAAGGAAGAAGAAAAACAGUGGUCGUUUUUUAACGCAAUUGUUUAUUGCGGUACAGUGUAUACUAGUAUAGGUUACGGUCACAUUUUCCCAAAAACGACAUCUGGCAAAGUAAUUACGAUUGUUUAUGCACUUAUUGGCCUUCCUCUCUUUCUUAUCGCACUAACCGACUUUGGUAAACUGUUUACUCGUUGUAUAAAAUUUUUUUGGUCAUUUGUUCGCCGUCUUUACUAUACUGGAAGCUGUCGAAGAGCUCGUAAAACUGCCCAUGUUGAGGAUUUCUUUAAAGGUGCUCAAAAAAUGUACGAAAUAGCAACUUUUCGUCGUCCUUCAACUGUCGAUGAUCCUGAAAACUUGACGUCUGCCCACCUGGAAACUCCUGUCACACCAGCAAUAUCUAAUUUUGAAAUUGAUGAUGAAUUUAAUUUGCCUAUAUCUUUAGCUAUUUUUAUUCUUAUUGUCUAUAUUUUUCUUGGUGCUGUGAUUUAUUCGUUUUGGGAAGAUUGGGAGUUUUUUGAUGCUUUUUAUUUCGUUUUUAUAUCUAUGACUACUAUAGGUUUUGGCGAUUUGGUACCUAAGGAUCCAGCUUGUAUGAUUGUUUCUAUCGCUUACCUAGUUUUUGGAUUGGCUUUGAUGUCUAUGUGUAUAAAUGUAGUACAGGUUAAAUUAAGCGACACAUUUAGACAAGCUUCAAGUAAAAUUGGAGCCACUAUUGGUAUUGCUAUGGCCGAGGAUGAUGGAAGUGUGAUGACUGUGCCUCCAGAAAAUGUUGAAUUACCACAAGUACAUGAAAAUACUUCGUCAAGUGUUCAAAAGCAGGAGUCUAAUGAAAUAACUAAUUCAACAUAAUUGUAACAAAUACAUAAUAAUUGUUGCAUACAUACCUAUAUUUCUAGUCUCAAUGAGGAUUAUCUCUCAACAGUCACAUGUUUUAUGUAAAGUUAAAUUAAAGUUUUGAAAACUUAAAAAAA
This is a messenger RNA of Tribolium madens (black flour beetle), 3024 nucleotides long. RefSeq lists its product as uncharacterized. Gene Ontology annotation, molecular function: potassium ion leak channel activity. The record is from RefSeq and is a predicted model, not a curated record. The transcript has 8 exons. Bases 74 to 2902 code for a protein of 942 amino acids. Lineage: Eukaryota; Metazoa; Arthropoda; Insecta; Coleoptera; Tenebrionidae. Gene Ontology annotation, cellular component: membrane. Gene Ontology annotation, biological process: stabilization of membrane potential; potassium ion transmembrane transport.